Gambusia affinis (western mosquitofish) is the source of this 4323-nucleotide messenger RNA. Its product is annotated as para-nitrobenzyl esterase. The record is from RefSeq and is a predicted model, not a curated record. The transcript has 10 exons. Bases 110 to 1915 code for a protein of 601 amino acids. Lineage: Eukaryota; Metazoa; Chordata; Actinopteri; Cyprinodontiformes; Poeciliidae.
AGGGAAAACUACUGCGCAUGCGCACUCGGACUGGUCAAAACUGCGUCAACUUCAGGGUUUGACAGCUAAACUUUCUAAAGAUUUGGGAAGUUUUAGGACAUGAGCGAAGAUGGAUGAGGACGAUGCAUUCGAGGCCCCUCGGAGGAACGAGUACCGCUACCUGGUGCAGGAGGACGAGGACGAGGAGGUGCAGUACGUCCGGCGCCGGCACUACAUCAGCCCCUUCCUGGUUCUGUCCAAACGCUGCAUCUUCCUGAUCUGCCUCGGCGUGGUCGCCCUGCUGGCGCUCGCCGCCUACCUGGGCUACGUGGCGCAGACGCUGCCGCCGGGACGCGCACAGGUGUCGACGGACUGCGGCGAGUUCAGAGGAAAACAUGAAAAUGGCGCCUACUCCUUUAAGGGCAUUCCCUUCGCCGCUCCGCCGGUCGGUGAGCGGCGCUGGGCUCCUCCGUCCGACCCGCCGUGUACGCAGGGCGUGACGGACGCCACGCGCUUCCGCAGCGUCUGCGCUCAGCUGCGGCCGAUGUCGAGCGCCGGGAAGGCGAUCGGCCAGGAGGACUGCCUGUUUGUCAACGUGUGGACGCCCACGCUGCGGCCGGACGCCGCGCUGCCCGUCAUGGUCUGGAUCCACGGGGGAUCCCUGCAGACGCUCAGCGGCGGCGAGCCCGGAUACUCGCCCACGGAGAAGCUGGCCGCCGACACUCAGCUGGUUUACGUCAGCUUCAACUACAGACUCAACGCUUUCGGCUUCCUGGCUCUGGAGGUGUUGAGAGAAGGUUCUCCAAGAAACACCUCAGGGAACUACGGUUUCCUGGACCAGAUCGCGGCGCUGAAGUGGGUCCAGAGGAACAUCCGCGGGUUUGGAGGAGACCCUGGAAGAGUCACGAUAUUUGGUCAGAGCUCAGGCGGGACUUCGGUCUGGACCUUGAUGACGUCGCCGCUGGCCAAAGGUCUGUUUCACGGCGCCGUGGAUACGAGCGGCUCGUACGUUCUGAACGCGACGCUGGAAAAAGCCGAAUCGGACAACCUGGUGUUCCUGAAGAAGACGGGCUGCAAAAACCUGACCUGCCUGCGAGGUCUGCCCAUGACACAGGUGCUGCAGGCCAUUCCAUGGGACCAGUACCCGUCCUGGGCCGGAAGGGAUCUAACCGACCUCCCCACCAGGGGGCGCCUCGUCGGGCCGGUCGCCGUGGUGGACGGGUUCGUCCUGGAAGCUCCGCCCUUUGAGGUUUGGGAGAAAAAGCUCAACUUCAGCGACGUGCCGUUUGUAGUCGGGACGACGGAGCAGGAGGCAGACUUCAGCGUUUGCCUCCACAGUCCUCCUGCUCUGAACAUCUCUGAGUGGACCUGGGGCGACUACAGGUGGUUUGUAACAGAAAAGCUCCAGUCCUUCGGUCCGGAUCUCCCUAAAGACGCUCUGGAUCUGUACCCGUCCUCGGCUCCCUGUCCCACCACAGACCGCUGUCCGGAACGGGCCUUCACCACCAUGGUGUCUGACAUCAGGGUCACCUGUCCCAACAACGACCUGGCCAUGAGGGCUGCAGCGGCUCUCAGCAGUCCGGUGUAUCGAUACGUUGUGACCCACACGCCCUCCGGACCCGUCAACACGACCAACGGGCUGCUGACGUUUCCCAGCCGCUUCUCCUUCCACUGCCUGGAUGUUCUGGCUUUCUUUGGAGAACUGGACCGCUUCCUGUCCAAACCUCUGUCUCCUCAGGACCGGAGCUUCCAGCAGCUCUUCACUCACCACCUGGUCCACUUCACCAAAACAGGGAGGAUGGAGGCGGCGUGGCCGGAGUUCCCAUCAGGCAUUGCUCUGCUGUCGGAGAAGCUGGAGGUGAAGAAGAACCACUCGUCCACUCGCUGUGAUCUGUGGCAGAGGAACGGUCUGUACGACUACGCCUGGAUGAACUGAGCGGCUGGUUCCUCCCUGCUUCCUGCUGCUGUGGAGUUCUCCACCCUAACGGACAUUUUUCAGCUCAAAACGCUUGUUUGUUGUGAUUUUUAUGAACCACUUCAGCUGAUGGUAGUUUAACUGUCCAACCAGAUCCGCUGGGAGUUUAAAAAGUGUCUCUGUGGAAACAUGACGGAUGUUUCUGGGUGAAUUCAGUCGGCCUGACGGAGCUGAAGACCAAAGAAAAGUGGGAAAUGAGGGAAUUCGGGUGGAGAUGUUUAAGAUGGUGACAGAAAUAAUAAUAAUUUUUGGAUCCAUAAAGGGAAAAAAAACAAUCAAAACUCCUCCAACCACUAUGACUCGUCAUCAUGUUUCAGUCCAGAUCAGGAACUUCAGCUGGUUUUCUUCCUGUAGAGGUGAAUUAGUUCAUCUGUUCAGCUGAAAAUGACUCCAUCUGCUGUUUGCUGUUUCCCUACAAACACAUUUAGCCAAACUGAGAGUUUCAGCGUUUAAAUCCUUGAAGACGGACCAAUCAGAACUUCAUGUUUUAUUUUUGUUUUUUACUUUAGAUCAGAGUUUAUAUUUUUAUAUAUCAAUGGUUUUGAAAAACCCAGAAAUAACUGCCCUGCUUGGCCAGUAGGUGGCGACAGAUGAGUUCAGCUGCAACUCAGUGAUAUUUUAUUCACCUUCACAAAACUCCACCUGAACCCCUGAAACAAAUCUAAAUAAUUACAUUCAUAAAUUACUGAAUUAACUUUUUUCAAAAGAAACAGAAAGUACAUUUAAUUUAAAAAAUACUUUACUUAAGAUUGUUGUUGAUGGCUGUAAGCAGGACGGAUCUCCUGUAGCAGUUUGUGUUACAGCGACUCUGAAGAAGCUUCCAACUGAAGAUGCUCUGUAAAAAUGCUUUAAGAAGUAAAAAUAUAUGACAUAAUAUCCAAAAACUUAAAAAUAUAUGAUACAAUUUCACCUUUUGGUGAAAGUUGAAAUGUUCCAGGUAGUGCUGAACCCUGCUAAGCUGGACACAAGAAGCUCAAAGAGGAUUUAAAACACAACAGAAGAGCAAAGGAGGAAAAAGGUCACUUCCUGUUGCAAAGUAAUAAGAAUAUCUCUUCUAAUUAAAGAUAAUUUAACCAGUCAGGAUGAAAGCAAGCAGCUGCAGAGGUUGGGGCUUCACACCUGCUCUCCGUCUCGGCCCUCCUGGUUCACAGGCGUGGCAUUGGACAGACGGCUAAAAAUAAGGAAGUAAAUCAUUCAAACAGAAAUAAAAACGGGUCAAAGUAAUAAGUACAUGAAAAAAAUUUUAAAACUUCAGGCAGAUCUUCCUUGAUGUCUGAAAAUCGGCAUCUCUAUAAUUUUUUUAUAUUUUCUUCCUAUAAUUAUUUGAAAUUAUAACAUUAGUUGGAAUUUGCCAUUUUUUCCCUCAGAGUUGAGCAUCUUCUCUCUGUGCAUAUCUUUGUCUGCCACUGAGUGACCAAGGCAGAAGCAACAUAAAGAUUUUUAAUAUAUUUGAACCUUUUUAGUUGGUAACCAUGUUGAGACGUGAAACUCCGUCCUGAUUUCUAAAAUAAUGUUUUAACAUUUCUGCCAAACAUUAUUAAUCAAGCUGUGACAAAAUUAUUAUUUUGCUCUUGUACAAAGAAAUGUGAAGAAAAAAUAAUCACAAGGCAUGCCGCUGUCACCACCGUGCUUCUGUGUGAGUGUAGCGUUGCCAUGGUGAUUAGCGCUACGUUUGGACCAAAGCAGCAGGUUGAAAAACUUUCUUUCCUCUUUUCUUGCUCCUCUCGUGUUAAAAACUUGUUUUAUGGUCUGUCCCGCCUGCUGGCUGACCUUUGACCUCUCAGAUUAACGCCCUCCCCUUCAGUCCAGGAGUUUCAUAGCUUUGCCCUUUCACGCCAGGUUUUUCUUGAUUUCUAGAUUUAUUGUAGCUCUAUGAAACGUCCAGAGAUCUGAUUCAGGACCCAACCUGACCUGCAUCUCAGCAGAACUUUGUCCCCGACCCGUUUGGAGAGCUUUAAAUCGUUUGCAUUUCACUUUUACUGAAUUUAUUUUGGAUUUGUUUGUAAUAGAAACAGCAGGAGGUGGAAACAUGUCGGUAUUUCUCAUCUGUCAUCGAAAUGGAUUGUUUGUAUUUUAACAGAAAUGUUUGGCAGCCGAAUCUGACGUCACAAAAAUGAGGGAGAAUUUCACUUUUCAUAGGAUAACAUAAAAAUAAAUAUAAUGUGUGAAGUAUUAAACGUUUAGGGAAUUUUUUUGCACUUUGCAGAGAACAAAUCACUUUUAUAAUGUUUGUAUUUCCUGUUUUAACACAUUCCUGCUGUCUGUUGUUUUAAAUUGUUUUUUAAUGAUGUUUGUGGUUUGCAGUCUUGUUCUGUGUUUAUGGGAGUUUCACCUUUUUAUAUGAUCAAUAAAUGAACAUAAUGUGAAAA